AUGGUCAAUUCUAAACCUACAGUAGUUUUCAUCCCAGGCUUCUGGCAUACCCCAGAAGGGUUUACACCUCUCUCCAAAGUUCUGGAAAAAGAAGGCUAUCCCUCUGUUCUGGUCAACUUACCCAGUGCAGGCGCUCACCCUGGGCACCCUGACUUCUCACAAGAUGUGGCCGCAAUUCGCAAGAUCGUUACCGAAUUAGCCGAUGAGGGUAAGGAAGUCAUAGUGGUGAUGCACUCCGGUGGAAGUGUUAGUGGCAGCGAGGCUUCCCGUGACUUGGGUAAAAAGGAACGCCAAGCUGAAGGAGAGAAUGGUGGGAUAGUGAGAGUCAUUUAUAUUGGCAUUCUAUUACCCAAGGCAGGGAAGACUAUGUUUGAGACAUUUCAAGGCGUGCUUUCGAGUCCGGAUUUGGAUUCGGAUUUUGUGAUUGAUCAGGAUCAGAGCUUUCAUGUCUUUGCUGAGGACGGCACUUCAACUAUCACUGACGGCGAUACGAGAUUUUAUAAUGAUCUCUCUGCAGAAGAUGCAAGAUAUUGGAGCAGCAAGUUGACUUCGCUUUCGCUAGGAGUUGGGAUGUCUCCAUUGACCUACGAAGCUUGGAAAUACGUACCUUCAGCGUAUAUCAUGCCACUGCAAGACAAAAGCAUUCCGUUGAAGCAAGUUCGGCAGAUUGUAAAGGAAGCAAAGAUUGAGAUGGUGUUUGAAAUAGAGACAGGGCAUUCAAGAACAGCUUAUGGUGCACAACCUCUAUCCAGACCAGUACAGGGUGUCGGAGCAUCAUUGGAUGCAAAACGCUUUCCAAGUUCAAUUCUCAGGGAUAUCUUGCAAGGAAUCCCCGAUGAGAAACCAUACCCGGCACCGCAAAGAUUCUGGGACCCAUACACUCCCAAACCACCAGUAAUCGUUUCCGAACCAGUUAAAGUGCCCGAAACGUCGACUUCGCGAUUGGAAUCGAGUGCUGUGCCGCUGCUUUCACCAGCAUUAGACGACCGAGAAGAAGCAAAGACCGUCCUCUAUCUAGCCUAUGGCUCCAACCUCUCUGCCGAGACCUUCAAGGGGAAACGCGGCAUUAAACCCUUGAGCGCGGUCAAUGUUCAUGUUCCUGCAAUCGAUCUCACAUUCGAUUUAUGCGGGAUACCUUACACGGAACCCUGUUUCGCAAAUUGUCAAUACAAGAAAGACCAAUCAAAUUCUCCUCGGACAAGAGAUUACCACAAGACAAGAUGGCAUAAGGGAUUGGUUGGUGUAGUCUACGAAGUGACUCGUGAGGACUAUAGGACUAUAAUAGCUACCGAAGGAGGUGGCUCAUCAUAUAAAGAAGAAAUCGUGGAAUGUUUUGUUCUUCCGAAAGGUAGCAAGACUGUGAACCCAAAUCCCAGUAGCAUACCAUUUCAGGCAUACACUUUACUCUGUCCGUUCAACAGCAAAGAUGCGAACCGCAUUGUUCGCCCAGAUCCAAACUAUGCGCAACCAUCUGCACGAUACCUGAAGUUGAUAACCGAUGGAGCUGAGGAGCAUAACUUACCGGAGGAGUAUGUCAAUUACCUGCACGGCAUUAGAUCAUAUACAGUCACGACAAUUAGACAGAAAACAGCGCAGAUCAUUAUCAUGACCUUUAUAGUGCCUAUCAUUCUGGCGCUGUUUGGACUGGGGAAGAUUUUUGCAGACAAGAAUGGCAAGCUCCCGGAUUGGCUAGCUAACGCAAUGCGCACGCUAUUUAGAUUCGUUUGGGUGGCUUAUGAUAGAAUUCUGAAGGAUAAAUUUGGCGAUGGAGAGAGGACAAUAGAGAGGAAAGGGAUUGAUAUUGAAGAGGUGGAUUUAGAUAAGAGGUGGGACGAGAAAAAAGUGUCUCUUCUGUGA
Botrytis fragariae is the source of this 1857-nucleotide messenger RNA. RefSeq names its product putative gliotoxin biosynthesis protein. The record is from RefSeq and is a predicted model, not a curated record. The transcript is spliced from 5 exons. NCBI's taxonomy places the organism in Eukaryota, Fungi, Ascomycota, Leotiomycetes, Helotiales, Sclerotiniaceae. The coding region runs from base 1 to 1857 and encodes 618 amino acids.